AUGGAGACUGAUCAGAGGAAGGAAUGCAAGUUUGUUCACAACUUCCACUCGGACCACAAUCUCUGCGUUCUAAAACAAUACGGACUCGAGAUUUUAAACAGUGAUGAACUUCGCCAGCUUCUGCUUCAAAAUGACCCUUCCCUCUUACCAGAGGUCUGCUUGCAUUAUAACAAAGGUGAUGGACCUUAUGGAUCUUGUACCUAUAAAAAGAUCUGCACCAAACUGCAUGUUUGCCAGUACUUUUUGCAGGGACAGUGCAGAUUUGGCAGCAGCUGCAAGCGAUCCCAUGACUUAUUAAAGUCAGAAUGUUAUGAGAAACUGGAGAGACAGGGAAUGAGCUCAAACAUUAUUGAGAAACUACCCUCCAUUUAUAGGAAUAUGCAUGACAUAAAAAAUGGCAACAGGAGCAUGUAUGACACAGAAGAUGCCAAGUCUUCACCAUGCAAAGAGAGAAAACACAGCUCUAGCCAACAGUCCUCAACUACAAAUGAUGAUGAUGAAUUGGAACAGAUCUGUUUAUAUCAUCUGUACAGAAGUUGUGGCUUUAAAGACAAGUGUAUCAGAACUCAUUUUCACUUGCCAUAUAGAUGGCAGAUCUCUGAUGGUAAUACCUGGAAGGACUUGAAGAAUAUGGAAGAAAUAGAAAAAGUGUAUUGUGACCCCAAUAACACCAGAUUUAAUAAUGGUGUUACUGAAAGUGGCUCUGUCUUGUCAUGUAUCUGUUUUCUGAAUAUGCGCUGCGGGUUUGCAAAGGUUAGACGUCUUUCUACAGCCUCCUCUGUGACCAAACCCCCUCACUUCAUUCUUACAACAGAAUGGAUCUGGUACUGGAAAGAUGAAUACGGCCAGUGGCAGGAGUAUGGAAAAAAAGAUGGUGAUCAUGCAGCUGCCACUGUCUCCAGCGAUGACCUGGAGAAAGCUUACAUAGCCAAAGGUUCUCCAAAGCUGAACUUCAAAGCUGGAAGACAUGAAUAUGAACUCAAUUUUGGAGCCAUGAUUCAGAAAAAUCUUCGCUACACAACAGAGAGAGAGAUUUGCAGAAGACCUAAAUUUGUCUCUCAGACAGAGGUAGAAAAGACAAGAGCAAGGGGCUUUAAACAUACAGAACAGUUUAAGGGCAUUCCAGCUCACUGGGACAAAUCUGCCCUGCCUGAUCUGGGAUUCAAGCUGAUCGAGCUUGACAGUUCUUCCGAAGAAUACAAGAAAGUCAAGGUGGACUUUCAACGCACAAUGCCCAAAACAAUUAUUAAAAGGAUUCAUAGAGUUCAGAACCCAUCUCUCUGGGAACUGUAUCAAUGGCAGAAGGAACAAAUGCAGAAGACCAAUCGUGGAAAGGCUGUGGAUGAGCGAUUUUUAUUUCAUGGGACCAGUAAAAAAUACAUUGAUGCCAUCUGUCAGCAAAACUUUGACUGGAGGAUCUGUGGCCUUCACGGGACAGUCUACGGCAAAGGAAGCUAUUUUGCAAGGGAUGCAUCUUAUUCUGACAACUACUGCAGGGAAGACUCAUACACCAAGACCAUGUUUCUGGCACGGGUGCUGGUGGGGGAGUUCACUCUUGGUAGUUCUUCUUAUGUUCGACCUCCCUUGAAGGACAACCAAAACUUCUACGACAGUUGUGUGAAUAGCUCUUCAAACCCUUCUAUCUUUGUCAUCUUUGAGAAGCAGCAGAUUUAUCCAGAGUAUCUCAUAGAAUACAUUCACUAGGCAUUGGCAAAAAUGCUAUAGCAGCAAAACCUGUCAUCAUUAUGUUUAGCUGGUAUAAACAUUUUUUUUUUAGUAUUG
Molecule: messenger RNA, 1782 nt
Organism: Pygoscelis adeliae (Adelie penguin)
Lineage: Eukaryota; Metazoa; Chordata; Aves; Sphenisciformes; Spheniscidae
Gene: PARP12
Product: poly (ADP-ribose) polymerase family, member 12
Exons: 12
Coding region: 1-1704 (567 amino acids)
Molecular function (GO): NAD+ poly-ADP-ribosyltransferase activity; metal ion binding
Source: RefSeq, a predicted model, not a curated record